GAGUUCAGAGUUCAUCAGCAUGCGCAGUCCUCAACAAGCGGCAGCGUUCGAUUGAAUAGCUUGCGACUAAAAAACUAGCUGAAUCAUUUGAAUUCAAAAGUGUCCCUUUUUGUGAUUGUACGCGUCUUGCGAGGCUAUGGCGGCAAGAUACGACAGAGCUAUCACAGUCUUCUCCCCGGACGGCCAUCUUUUCCAAGUGGAGUACGCGCAAGAAGCUGUAAAGAAAGGCUCCACAGCGGUGGGUAUCAGGGGCAAAGACAUAGUCGUCCUCGGAGUUGAGAAGAAAUCGGUAGCCAAGUUGCAAGAGGAGAGAACCGUCCGCAAGAUAUGUGCCCUGGAUGAGCAUGUCUGCAUGGCAUUUGCAGGACUGACAGCAGACGCUCGAAUAGUGAUUAACAGAGCGCGUGUUGAGUGCCAGAGCCACCGGUUGACUGUGGAAGAUCCUGUCACUGUGGAAUACAUCACACGUUACAUAGCCACACUGAAACAGCGUUACACUCAAAGCAACGGUCGAAGGCCGUUCGGCAUUUCUGCCCUGAUUGUCGGCUUCGACUAUGAUGGAACUCCCAGGCUGUACCAGACUGACCCGUCAGGGACCUACCAUGCUUGGAAGGCGAACGCAAUUGGUCGGAGUGCUAAAACGGUGAGAGAGUUUCUGGAGAAGAACUACACAGACGAAGCCAUCGCUGGAGACAAUGAAGCGAUCAAGUUAGCAAUCAAAGCGUUGCUUGAGGUGGUCCAGUCAGGAGGAAAAAAUAUUGAGCUGGCUGUUAUCAGACGGAAUCAACCACUGAAGAUCCUGGAGUCCAAGGAGAUCGAGACUCUGGUGGCUGAGAUUGAAAAGGAAAAAGAGGAAGAGGCUGAAAAGAAAAAGCAGAAAAAGUCCACUUGAUUUUUAAACAUUUUUUUGUUAAUUGCACUUGGAUUUGGAAGUAGCCUUUUUGGGAGGGUAAGGGGGGCUGAUAACUCAUCAUAUAUUUCAUUAUAAAGAGAUGAAUCCUAACUUGAGAUACUGCACCAGAUGUAUUAUACCUCCAGCUGUUUAAGUAUGUAAAUAUAAUCACUCAUACAUACAUGCAGCACUCAAGUUUGGUUUCACAUAAGGACACUUUUCUAUCGUUCAUCAAAGACUUCUGAUGGUGACGAAUAUAACAUGUUCAAAACAAAUCAGAAUUGUAAUUGGGAACAACUCUCAA
Molecule: messenger RNA, 1196 nt
Organism: Corythoichthys intestinalis (scribbled pipefish)
Lineage: Eukaryota; Metazoa; Chordata; Actinopteri; Syngnathiformes; Syngnathidae
Gene: psma8
Product: proteasome 20S subunit alpha 8
Exons: 7
Coding region: 137-892 (251 amino acids)
Biological process (GO): ubiquitin-dependent protein catabolic process; proteasomal protein catabolic process
Cellular component (GO): proteasome core complex, alpha-subunit complex; nucleus; proteasome core complex
Source: RefSeq, a predicted model, not a curated record